AUGACAGACGUCAAGGAAGACACAUCCACUACCACUCGCAAUGCCCUCUCUGCUCGUGAACUAGAAUGGGCCAAAAACUCGCCAGAGUUGCUGGCCAAACACAAGGAAACGAAUGGGGACAUUGUCCGUACUCGAUUCCCACCUGAACCCAAUGGUUAUUUGCACAUUGGUCACGCCAAGAGUAUGAACAUGAACUUUUCUCUUGCCUUUGAAAAGCUUAACGUUCCGAUGGAAAAUCGUAGGACAAUCUUCCGUUACGAUGAUACCAACCCAGAUGCCGAAACCAAGGAAUACAUUGACAGUCUGAAGCGAGACGUGGCGUGGCUGGGAUGGACUCCCGAACGUACCACCUACAGUUCCGACAAUUUUGUUAAAUUGCACGACCUUGCUGUCCAACUCAUCAAGAAGGGAUUGGCCUAUUGUUGUGAUAUGACCAAAUUGGAAAUGGAGGUCCAAAGAGAACUGGCCAUGAAGCGUGUCAGCGCCAAGAGUAGCGGCAAGGAUCCAGACGACGAAUACCCAAUUCCAUCUCCUGAUGUCUUGCCUGGACGUAACCGGGAUACUUCUAUCGAGCGUAACUUGGAGAUCUUUGACAAGAUGAAACGCGGAAUCUACGAUGAAGGUACUUGGACACUACGUCUAAAGAUGGAUUUCGAAUCUGCCAAUCCCAACAUGUACGAUUUGGUGGCCUACCGUAUCAAGUUUACUUCUCAUCCACACGCUGGGAAGGGCUGGUGCAUCUACCCUGCUUAUGAUUUCACACAUGGCAUCUGCGAUUCUUUGGAACAGAUUGACUAUUCCAUCUGUACUUUGGAAUUUGAAACCCGUCGCGAGCCAUACUAUUGGAUCUUGUGGGCCUUGGAUAUGUUCCGCCCCAACGUUUACGAAAUGUCCCGCCUGAACUGUCAAUACACAGUCUUGAGUAAGCGUCGAUUGCUCAAGCUAGUGAACGCCAACUACGUUCGUGGAUGGGACGAUCCACGAAUGCCUACAAUCUCGGGAUUGCGUCGGCGUGGAUACACCAAGGAGAUUGUCAACAAAUUUUGCAACGACCUUGGUGCUACUCGAGCUUCCAACGUCAUUGAAUACGAAAAACUGGCCAACACUGCGAGAACUUGCUUGUCCGAGACCUCCCAACGCGCCAUGGUAGCCUUGGAUCCUAUCGAAAUUACCAUUUCCAACUGGAAGGAACAUGAGGGUACCACAUUGACCUUUUCGGUGCAAAACUCUCCAACGGAUGAUUCUUUGGGUGAGCAUUCCAUCACUCUUACCUCCACUCUGUACAUCGAUUCGAGCGAUUUCAGACUAGAAGAUUCUGAGGAAUACUACGGCCUUGCUCCUAACAAGGCGGUUGGAAUCAAAUAUCACGGUGGAAACAUUAUUUGUGACAAGGUCAUUCAAGACAAUGGGAAGGUAAAAAAGCUGAUUUGUCGGUUGGACAAUGCCGAAGAUCGUCCGAAACCAAAGACUUGGAUUUCAUGGGUUCCUUCUGAUGGAAUUCGUUGCGAAGUCCGAGUGUACAAUCAUCUCUUCACUGUCGCAGAACCAUCAGACCUAUGGGAAGAAGAACUCAAUCCAGAAUCAGAGAUUGUCUAUGCCGACGCUAUCAUUGAUCCAUCCGUAUCCGAAUUGGUGGAUGCCUCAAAGUUGGACAAGUGGCAAUCCAAUGCUGCUCUUCAAUUUGAGCGUAUGGGGUACUUUGUUGUGGAUCUAGACACUACUUGGAGUCACGAGAAGAAGGAGGGUAAGCUGGUAUUCAACCGAACCGUUUCACUGAGGGAAGAAAUUGCCAUUAAGAAAUUGUCCAAGAAGGAAGAGGAAACGAAUGCAGCACGCAAGGCCAAACAGGCCGCUGACAAGGCUGCCAAGGAAGCUCGCAUGAAGAUCGAACCGAAGGAUUUGUUUCGGUUGUCGGAAGAGUACAAGGGCAAAUAUUCCAAGUUCGACGAAAAGACUGGCCUACCAACCCACGAUGCAGAAGGCACUGCACUCACCAAAUCAGCAACCAAGAAAUUGGCAAAGGAACAAAAGAAGCACGCUCAAGUAUUGGCCAAGUUUAAUGCUGCAGCUGCCAAGUAG
Molecule: messenger RNA, 2079 nt
Organism: Cylindrotheca closterium
Lineage: Eukaryota; Bacillariophyta; Bacillariophyceae; Bacillariales; Bacillariaceae
Source: the annotation of a GenBank genome assembly